GCAAUGAUAUUACUGCCAGUGAUGUCAUCUCUCAUUCAAAAGAGGAGAAACCGCGUGAAGAAGUAGAACUGGAGAGGAAAGCACGCAAGGAAGCCAAGAAAGCGAAGAAAAAGGGAGUAAAUAAAGAGAACGAAAAAGUAGAGGCAGAAGUAAAUAAUGGAAGUAAAGUGGAGGUGAAUCAUGAAACUCCCAAAAAUGUGCAAGCUCUUCAGAAACCAUCGUCUUCAGGUGAAGGGCAACAGGGCAAACCUGCAAAACCAGUUCAGGAGGCUAAGAGUAAAGAUGCAGAUUCCUCUGGAAAAUCAAAGGCAGACCUGAAGCGUGAACGACGGGAGAAACAGGAGGCUCAGAGGAAAGCAAAGAUGGAAGCAAAAGCACAAGAAACAGAGAAGACACAGAAACAACCUCAGCAAGGUGGCAAAGAUAAAACACUGUCACAGCCACCAAAGAAAAAGUCAGAUGUUGAGGUGAAGAGAGGAAGGGACAAGAAGAGCGCUGAUAAAGAACAUAGUGAAAGAAGAGUUCCCCUCUUGGGUCAUCUCACUCCAUUUUUGUCUCAACCGCCAUCUCAUCCAGUAAACUGUGAUUUCAUUCACCCAGCUAUAAGGACUUUAGGAAUUAAGAUGAAGGAACGUGUGAUUGAUGGUUCUACAGCCAGAGUGGUUUCAAUGUUAGCAGCUUUCAAGAGAGUUAUCAAUGAUUACCAGACGCCAGAAGCAUGUGAUCUUCACAGGGAUCUAGCAGAGAAAUUAGUUUCAAACAUGGCAUUUCUCCGCUCUUGUAGACCCCAAAAUAUAGCAAUGGAUAAUGCUAUCAGGUUUUUGAAGCAUGAAGUUAACAGUAUUGGUCCUACCGUGCCAGAAGCUCAAGCUAAAGAUGAGUUGCGAUCAUCAAUAGAUGAAUAUAUCAGGGAAAAUAUCAUCCUUGCUAGUAGUACUAUAGCAUCUCAUGCUGCACAGGUCAUAAAAGAUGGAGAUGUGAUUCUCACCUUUGGGUAUUCAGCAUUAGUUAGUGAUGUAGUGGAAGCAGCCUUAUCAAGAGGUGAAAAAGUUAGUGUUGUCGUAGCAGAUACUCCUCAUCCUCCCUCAGGGGCAGCAAUGGCAAAGAGACUUGCUGACCUUGGUGUUACAACUCAUUAUAGGUUAAUCACGGAAGUUUCACAUAUUAUGAAUAAGGUUACAAAAGUCAUAGUUGAAGCUGAAUCUGUGAUGAUGAAUGGAGCUGUGCAGGGCCUUUGUGGUACUGCAGGCCUUGCUCUGGCAGCUGCAAUUCAUGACACACCAUUCAUAGUCUUGUGCCACACUUACAAGUUCUGCAACAAUGAUCUCACUGAUUCUCUGGUUCUGAAUGAAUUAGGAGAUGCAGAUAGUGUCGUAUCUUGUAAUGGCGAGUUUUACAAUCUUCUUUCGGAUUGGAGAAGUACGCCAAACUUGAAUGUUGUGAGCCUUGUAUAUGACAUCACACCUGCCAACCUUGUAACUGCUCUUAUUACAGAGCAGAACGUACUUCCAACUUCAGCUGUGCCAGUUAUAAUUAGACGUAAUUAUGCAGAUAUUUUAGGACAAGACUGAAUUUUUAAGUGUGUAUGAUGAUUAACAUUUAUAGUCUUUCUCAGCAUUUUUUUAGUUUUCAUCCCAGUGUCUCAAAUUUUGGUGCUUUUACAGUACUUUGCUUUCCUCUUAAUUGCAAUCCUUCAGUGAUUUAAUAGUAACCUUACCCAGAGAUUAGCCUAUGUAUUGUAUGUACCUUACAAUUUCAGUAAACAGUAGCAGCACACCAUCCUAAUUUUUUGUGACAUUCAGUUUUCAAUCUUAUAAAGGUUUUGAACUUAUAAAUAAAUGAAAGGUUAUGUCAGCUACAUUUAUUGUAAGUGAUUCAUAAUUUACAAAUUAUGUUAAUUUCAUUUUGUAUAAUUUUUAGCUUUUUGGGGGGUUUCCAGAUUAAUUUAGCAGUUUAAGCUUUUGGUGUAUUUAAGCAUGUUUCUUUUUUCAAUGAAGAUUGGUUUUUAUUUUUUUGGCAAGAAAAUUUGGGCGAUUCAUUUUAUAAAAUUAGGUAAUAGUAAGCUUGUAACUAUGCAUUUUCAGUGAAAGAGAAGUUUAUUCAAAUAGUACCAUGGAAAUUUUUUUUCACCUUUUCUAUCUUUGUACAGCACCUAUACAUAUAUGCCAAAUGUUUUAGUGUUGUACAGUGCUUGGAUCAUUUGAAUACUGCAAAUUAAUAUUUAUCCUCAAUGUUUUCAAGUGUAUUUAAUUAUGACUGUGUGGAAUGCAGAUGGCAGGUUUAUAUACUGUAAUUAAUUGAGAGGUUUUUAUGCAAACAGUAGUGUUAGGUUGUACACAAAGUAAGUGGUAUUGUUAUGGUAGUCAGUCAUAUAUCACAGGAGUCAAAUGCACAAGAGGUUUUGUACUUGCCAUGAACUGUUAAUUAAGCUGUCAUCUCCAUCUUCCUUGCAUUCAUUGCUGUAUUCUGUUUUAGUCACUGUAUUCUUUUAGAUUUCUCUUGUAUGAAACCAGGACUGACCCUCAAGAUUGUUAUCCCAGUGCUGUUUGUUUUUGAAUGUGACAUGGACAUUCUUUGUAUAUAUGAAGUAUAUAAAGUUCCUCUCAA
Messenger RNA from Macrobrachium nipponense, 2607 nucleotides. It is a transcript of the gene eIF2Bdelta, whose product is annotated as translation initiation factor eIF2B subunit delta-like. Lineage: Eukaryota; Metazoa; Arthropoda; Malacostraca; Decapoda; Palaemonidae. The record is from RefSeq and is a predicted model, not a curated record.